Messenger RNA from Manduca sexta (tobacco hornworm), 1916 nucleotides. Its product is annotated as transmembrane protein 209. Lineage: Eukaryota; Metazoa; Arthropoda; Insecta; Lepidoptera; Sphingidae. Gene Ontology annotation, cellular component: membrane. The record is from RefSeq and is a predicted model, not a curated record. The transcript is spliced from 9 exons. The coding region runs from base 214 to 1818 and encodes 534 amino acids.
ACAUGGAUUCCCGCGAAUGCAGCAACAUGCCUAUUGUGUCAAAACUUGAAUUUUGACAACAUUGCUCCCUUUGUUGCUCCCUACCUGCUUGAUUCUUCUGAAUCCGUGAGAAAUGGUACAAAAUAAAGUAAAGAAGCAUUUUUAGUAUUAAACAAUAGCAUUCAUGAAUAGGAAAUUAAUCUUUGAUCGUACAAGAUAACAUCCCGAGCCGACAUGUCGGCGAGUCCCCGCGGCGCGCUGGUGCGACGCACCAUCGACCUCAACUAUGAGAACAAGAAACGCGCCUCCGCCCUCAAGUGGAUUGUGAUCAACGGCGUGGUGUUUCUUCUCUUUGCUUAUGAUCUAUGCAGAGUAUGUCCUGGGCAAACAACAUUGGUGCAUCAUGUGGAACUGGCAUUAGCCGUGGUGGCACUGGCCAAUCUGGUACAGCAUGCUCUCAGUGCGUUACCACGCCGUCGCACCCGUCUGGCGCUGUCGCCGCGCCAGCAACGCCUGCUGGGACUCAGAGACACUGAUUUAGAUCGUUCACUUGAAGUGUCACGGGUAGAGGAAACUACAGCAGCCCCACCAACGCCAGACCCGUGGCCCGCAGAAGCACUGGCGCUGUCGAUGUGUGCGCAGCGACGUGACACUUCGCCUGGGAGCGCAUCGCCCUCCCGCCUUUCACCUGGCUCACCACUCUCGCACUCCUCCCAUUCCCCACACUCUUCGCAUUCCCCACACUCGCCGCACACUCCACAUUAUUCGCCACAAAAUACUCAUUAUUCUCCAAAAAGUAUCCAUUAUUCCCCACAAAGUAUGCACUAUUCUCCCCGGAGUCCACAUUACUCUCCUCAUAGUCCGCAUUCCACGCCAUCUUCAGAGCGUUUUCCUCGCGAUGAGUUUAUUGCAGAUCGCCGGGCGCUCGCUGACUUUCUUAGACAGGAAGAGGCGCGCGGGGUUGCGAUGGACGCGGCGUGGGGAGGGGCUCAGCUCUCCGCCUCACUAACCGCGCCACUCGCAGCACCUGUCUACCAGUUGGCUACUGUCGACACUGACCGCGGCACGGAGGAGUCUCGCGGGUCCCGCUCGCCGCCCGCCUGCCGCCGUCUGCAGCUUGACCCGCAGCGGCUCACCGACUACGACCUCAACCUGCGCCUCUGGCUCCAUGCAACAAUAUUUGAACGAGUGGUGCGUGAAUUGGCGCGGCUGGAUUCAAUGUUGGCGAGCGCGGGGGCAGAGGCACGAGCAGGGGGAGUGCCCCUCGAACGGCUGCAAGCCGCCGCGGCCGCUCUGGGGCCUACAGGCGCUACCUGUUUCGCCAACUUGCUACCUUUCCUAGAGCCUUUUGCUGACCAGCGUUAUGCUGUACAAAGGAUCAGAGAGUUGUCGCGCGGCGGCUGCCUGAGCGGGUACAAGUGGGACGGCGGCAGUGGCGAAUGGGAGGAUUCGAAGCCCACAGAUGCAGAGCUGGUGCUGCAACUAUUUGCGUCUUACCUAGACACGCAGCUGCCAGGCGGCGGUGGCGGCUUGGGCGGGACGGGCGGCACGGGCGGCGCGGCCGUGCGGCGCCCUUUCUCCAUCGCGCACGUCACCAGCGCGCCGCAGCCUGCGCCGCGUGGUCCGAGGGCGCUUGCUAUACACCGCGUCACGCGACGCCCACCGCACUAUGUACUCGCGCUCGGAGAUGAGACUAUUGAGGUAUGCCGCGGGCGUGACAACCUACUGCGUUCGCUAUUGGUGUUCGUAGCGGCGGCAGCACGCUCCGACCCACCCGCCAUACAGCGUGUCCACCUCGGACGCGCAGGACUCAACCUGCUCUGGGUCAUCGGGCGGUGACAACCGCACAACCCUAUUAGCAUUAAUAAAUUUAUUUUUAAAUUUUUACUGUUUUUUUAUCUAAUGAACAUAAAAUGAAUGAUCAAUAUGUAAUUCUG